UGGACCGUCAAAAUUAUGCAAAUGACGCCGGACGUGCAGGCAUCUGAGGACAGAGCAGCGCACUCCAAAAUGGCGAACCGCGACAAGGAGCUGGAAGAGGAGAUUUACGACAAGGUCGUAGACUUGACGGAAUAUGCCAAACGUCAGCGAUGGUGGAACCGCCUUUUCGGAAAAAGCUCGGGCCCCGUAGCAGAGAAAUACUCCGUGGCCACACAGAUAGCCAUAGGGGGAGUGAGUGGAUGGUGUGCAGGAUAUCUCUUCCAGAAGGUUGGAAAAGUUGCUGCUACAUCUGUAGGAGGAGGUCUUCUGCUGUUGCAGAUAGCUAACAACAGUGGCUACAUCCAGGUGGACUGGAAGAGAGUAGAGAAGGAUGUCAACAAAGCUAAGAAGCAAUUAAAGAAGGGCACCAAUCAAGCAGGCCCAGAGCUAAACACAUUUUUUGAGAAGUCCACAGAGUUUGUGAAGAAAAACAUCGUUGUCACAAGUGGUUUCAUCGGAGGGUUCCUGCUCGGCCUGGCAUCUUAGGGUCUGCCAAAGGAAAAGAGUCUGUAUUUCUUUGAUGUCAUGAAAAACUGUAGGGGAAAGUAAUAAAUCACUGCUGGAAGGUUUAUAAGUCUUUUGACAGCAAGCAACCAAUUCAGAUUAGCUUGUAACUAUGUGUUUCUACAUAAGCUGCAUUUCCUUUUUGUCUUUAAUACCGUACCGCAUCAUGACGCAUCACAUGACGACAUGUUCAUGUGAUGUGGGACUUCUUGGUUGGACCAGGAUGAACCUCUUAAAAUACUCCACUUCCCAGGUCAAAUAAUGACAUAUAUCACACAGAAUUAAUUAAAACAGUGUAAAGGCUAUCAGCAUGUUGUGAUGUUUGUAUUUAUUUAUUUUGUACCACAAUGAAAGAUUGUUAUUGCUGCUUUGUUGUGCAAAGUUAAGCCAAGCACAACGCAGCUAAGUGUGUUUAAAUUCACCUUCACAGAUGGUGUCCAUAGGAUUCCCUCAGUGCCAGUGUUGUAUUGUUCAAUUCCAAACAUUAUAAUCAGUCAUCUUCAGGAUUAAAGUGCUGUUAGAUAUAUGGGAUUGUAUGCCUUUUUUAGAUUUGAUACAUGUGUGAUGGGUUAUGUCAGCCCGCCCUUCAUUUCUUUUUCUUUUUUUUUUUAAAUGUAUGUUGUUUAGCAGUACAUUGAUGCUUUAGUUACUGAAUGCUGUGGUUCGCCUAAUAUGUAAGUUUGAUGAACAACAUAAAAUAUAACAAUCA
Molecule: messenger RNA, 1252 nt
Organism: Micropterus dolomieu (smallmouth bass)
Lineage: Eukaryota; Metazoa; Chordata; Actinopteri; Centrarchiformes; Centrarchidae
Gene: fundc1
Product: FUN14 domain containing 1
Exons: 5
Coding region: 16-525 (169 amino acids)
Biological process (GO): autophagy of mitochondrion
Cellular component (GO): mitochondrial outer membrane
Source: RefSeq, a predicted model, not a curated record